GUACCUAUUGACUAUUUAAAAUUUAGAUAGCUAUAAAUAUUGUAAUUGGCAUAUAAAUUAUAAUUGCGUGAUUCGUCAUACGGAUUAUGUGAAAUGUGAGAUGUGAGACAGUAGCAAUGACCACCAAGCAAAGUUCCGUUGAAUUUAAUAGUAAAUUGUGCUGAUAAUAUUUUUUUUAACUGUUACGAGUUUUAAACUACAUAUUUGAUUAGAUGAAUUAUUUUUCUAAUAUGAAUUUUGAAUUAAAUCGUGAAUCUAUAGUUCCUAUCUUACUAAUAAUAUCAGCUAUGUGACUGACUUUAUAAUAAAAAGUACUUAUUUGUUAGAUCGCACUAUACUAGUGAUCGUGAUGGCGUUUGGUAUCGUUGAUUAUAUUGUGUUUGCAAUAAUGUUGGUAAUGUCGGCUUCAAUAGGCAUAUACUAUAGAUUUACCGGUGGCAAACAAAAAACAACACAAGAAUACAUGCUGGGUAAUAAAAAUCAAGGCGUUGUACCAGUUGCGUUUUCAUUGAUGGCCAGUUUUAUGUCUGCUAUAACAUUAUUUGGCGUGAGUUCAGAGAACUAUUACCAUGGUACACAAUUUGUUGCUAUAAAUUUAUCAUAUGUCUUGGGAACUCCAAUAAUUGCCUACAUAUUUUUACCUGUAUUCUUCAAACUUGGAAAUUUAUCUGUUUAUGAAUAUUUAGAAAAAAGAUUUGGUCGAUUAACAAGGACUUUUACAUCUAUGGCAUUUAGUAUGCAAAUGAUACUUUAUAUGUCAAUAGUGUUAUAUGCCCCGUCAUUGGCUUUAGGAGCUAUAACUGGAUUAUCUUUAACCUCUUCUAUUAUACUAGUGGGUUUAGUAUGUGUAUUUUAUUCAACAAUUGGAGGAAUUAAAGCAGUCAUUAUUACAGACGUAUUUCAAUCAUUACUUAUGUUUGCUUCAAUAUUUGCUGUAAUUGGAGUUGCUAUUUAUGAAACUGGUGGAAUAUCACAAAUUUGGAAGAUUGCUGAUAAAUAUGGACGAAUUGAAUUUAAUAAUUUUAAUAUAGAUCCCACAGAAAGACAUAGUUGGUUUAGUCUGGUGAUUGGUGGUAUGUUUACCUAUGUUUCACUGUAUGCAAUUAAUCAAACACAAGUACAAAGGUAUUUAACUAUGAAAGACUAUAAUACAGCUGUAAAAUCUUUGUGGUGUAGCUUACCCCUUUUGUCAUUGCUAUCUAUUUCAACAAGUUUUUCGGGGUUGGCAAUGUUUUCAAAAUACCAUGACUGUGAUCCUAUCAAGUCUGGUCGUAUAUCACGUGGAGAUCAGUUGAUGCCUUUGUAUGUAUCAGAUACUAUGGGAUCAGUUCCAGGAUUGACUGGAUUAUUUGUUGCUGGUAUAUUCUCAGCUGCAUUAAGUUCUGUUUCGCCGGUGCUUAACUCUUUAGCUGCAGUUACAAUGGAAGAUUAUCUUAAGCCUUUUAUGAAACAAGAAAUUUCAGAUAAAAAACGAGUAUUUUAUAUGAAAAUAUUAGUCCUUACCUAUGGCGCAAUUUGUUUGCUAUUAGCUUUUUUGAGUCAAUAUUUGGGAUCAAUACUUCAAACUUCAUUGGUUAUAUUUGGAGUGAUUGGUGGACCAGUAUUAGCAGUAUUUACAAUGGGAAUACUAUUACCUCAUGUCAACCAAAAAGGUUCAUUGAGUGGGCUUGUAAUCGGCUUAUUAUUUUCAUUUUCAAUUGGGUUUGGUAGACCUAAAGAUAAAAAUUUGCCAACAUACAUAGAUGGAUGUCCAGGGCUAAAUAAAACUCUUCAGCUAUCUUCCUCGUUAUAUAAUGAGUUACCAAAUGACAAUCAUCAUUAUUAUUAUUGGUAUCGCAUUAGUUAUUUGUACACAAUAGUCCUUGGUUUUAUGGUAACAUUCUUAAUUGCACUUGUGGUGAGUUCAAUUUUCAAAGAAGAGCAUUGUAAUAAUCCAGAUUUGUUUACACCAUUUGUUGCCAAACGUUUAAGAAAACGUGGAUUAUUAUUGAAAAAAAAAUUUGUCAAAAUGGAUAUAAGUAGUCCAGAUGAGUUAAAUCAUAUAUUAAGAUAAGAUGGAUUUGUUACUAUAUUUUUUUUUCAUUAUACAUUGUUGAAGAUCUUUUUACAUUUA
This is a messenger RNA of Rhopalosiphum padi (bird cherry-oat aphid), 2113 nucleotides long. Its product is annotated as putative sodium-dependent multivitamin transporter. Gene Ontology annotation, cellular component: membrane. The transcript has 11 exons. NCBI's taxonomy places the organism in Eukaryota, Metazoa, Arthropoda, Insecta, Hemiptera, Aphididae. Gene Ontology annotation, biological process: sodium ion transport; transmembrane transport. The record is from RefSeq and is a predicted model, not a curated record. Gene Ontology annotation, molecular function: symporter activity. Bases 350 to 2053 code for a protein of 567 amino acids.